UGUCUCUAAACCGUAAGUUUUCUUAACGAAAUUGAACUAGAACUUUUAGUUAAAUGGCGCUCAUCUUAUUUCCGCUCUUUUCCAACGAAAUCACCAAGCAAAAUGCAGCAAAAGAGACGUGAACCUAUUCACGCAGUUCAGGUUUUCGGACGCAAAAAAACUGCCACAGCAGUCGCUUAUUGUAAGCGUGGUCGCGGCCUUCUUCGAGUUAAUGGGCGGCCCCUGGACAAUAUUGAACCCAAGGUUUUACAAUACAAAUUGCAGGAACCUCUUUUGUUGCUCGGCAAGGAAAAAUUCGCUGGUGUGGAUAUUCGUGUUCGUGUGAGCGGUGGUGGUCAUGUUGCACAAAUCUACGCAAUCCGUCAAGCUAUCUCUAAAGCAUUGAUAGCUUUUUAUCAAAAGUACGUUGAUGAAGCAUCAAAGAAAGAAAUCAAAGACAUUUUGAUUCAAUACGAUAGAACGUUAUUGGUAGGUGACCCACGUCGUUGUGAGCCUAAGAAAUUCGGAGGUCCAGGUGCUCGUGCCCGUUACCAAAAAUCGUACCGUUAAGGAGUCAUCUAAUACAUUUUUUUUGUAUUUUAUGUGAAACUGAUUUUAAAGCGGUUAUUAAAAUAAAAUAAAAAUAUAAAUUGUCGUUUUUAUCACAA
Molecule: messenger RNA, 647 nt
Organism: Eupeodes corollae
Lineage: Eukaryota; Metazoa; Arthropoda; Insecta; Diptera; Syrphidae
Gene: RpS16
Product: 40S ribosomal protein S16
Exons: 5
Coding region: 103-549 (148 amino acids)
Biological process (GO): translation; maturation of SSU-rRNA from tricistronic rRNA transcript (SSU-rRNA, 5.8S rRNA, LSU-rRNA)
Cellular component (GO): ribosome; cytosolic small ribosomal subunit
Molecular function (GO): RNA binding; structural constituent of ribosome
Source: RefSeq, a predicted model, not a curated record